Xylaria bambusicola is the source of this 1516-nucleotide messenger RNA. RefSeq names its product aldose 1-epimerase. NCBI's taxonomy places the organism in Eukaryota, Fungi, Ascomycota, Sordariomycetes, Xylariales, Xylariaceae. The record is from RefSeq and is a predicted model, not a curated record. The coding region runs from base 209 to 1351 and encodes 380 amino acids. Gene Ontology annotation, biological process: glucose metabolic process; beta-D-galactose catabolic process via UDP-galactose, Leloir pathway. The transcript has 5 exons. Gene Ontology annotation, molecular function: aldose 1-epimerase activity; carbohydrate binding.
UUACUCUAGACAGGUGGAGCGCCCCUCCCGUUUCCUCUAAACGGGGGCUUGUAGCUUCAAAGGGGAAAGAGGGGAGGGGGGUAUAGUGGAAAAGGCAAGGAGGCCGAGGUACGCUCGUUGAAUAGUCAUAAAGGAGAUGGAUGCCUCGAGGCUUGACUUUUGAGGACCAAUUCAUUGCGAGUUGAAUCUAAAUCAAUCGCCUGACAAGAUGCGGUCGUCGUUUUUCAUCCCUCUCCUGGCGGCGACGAGCUAUGUAAGGGCGCACGUCCCAAAGCUUGGCGCAGAUGGCAAAUACACUAUCAGCUCUCCUAGCAUCAAAGCGCAGUUCAUCCCAUACGGCGCUACUCUCACAAACCUCUUUGUCAAGGACAAGGACGGUAAGGAUGUUGAUGUUGUUCUCGGUUAUGAUGACAUAGCAUACUACCCCAAGGACCCGGGCCACCCGGUCUACAAUAGCAUACCAGGUCGUUACGUGAACAGGAUUGGUCAUGGUACCUACAGCAUCGACAACAAGACAUACAAGACUGAGCUAAACGAUGGUACCAACACGUUGCACUCUGGAACAAACAAUUGGUCUUACCGGACGUGGAACGUAACGGCGGCGACAAAUGAGUCCAUCACAUUUUCAAUCCGCGAUGAACCAAACUCAGAGAAAGGGAUGCCAGGUCUGAUCUUGGCCAACGUCACGUACAGCGUCUGCGGUGACAAAUGGAGCAUCAAGAUGGACGCAGUGUCGCCUACUGUCAAAUCACCUCUUAUGCUCACGCAUCACACGUACUUCAACCUUGAUGCCUACAAAAACCCUGAUACUGUCAAGAUUUGGAACCAUACACUAUACAUGCCAUACUCGAAACGGUAUCUGGUAGCGGAUGACGGAGCUCUGCCGACCGGCAAGAUCGCAACGGCAGGGGCGAAUAGCAUCAACGAUUUUGCCAGUGUACCCGACUUAUCCCUCGGUCAUGCGCAGAAGCUUGCAGGUUUCUCUAGCAACUGCGGAGGAGGAGGCGCGUGCGAGGGUUACAAUGGCUAUUUCUUGAUCGAAGAUGCCCCUGCUGACGCGGCAGUCGUCACCCUGGCCAGCCCCUUCUCAGGCAUCAAGGCAGAGCUCCGGACCGAUCAGCCCGGUGUGGUCAUUUAUAGUUGCAACUGGUUCGAUGGCACGGCAGAUCUCAAGAGCACGCAGGGGACAAGUAGGAAUAAGAAGGUGGUGCGAAGUUCGUGUGUCGCAAUCGAGGCACAAGACUAUGUGGACGGAAUUAAUCAUCCGGAAUGGGGACGAAGGAAUACCCAGAUUACGGGGCCAGGUCAGAAGUACUCGUGGGAGAGUUCGUGGACUUUUACCACCCUAUAGGAUGUCGGUUAUAGAUUGUAUAUAGGGCCAAGAAGAUACGCGAAACCUGAAACCAAACGUUGAAGCUCGUCACGACUGAAACGGAAUUGGAUGACUAUUGAAUUGGAAUCGGCGGCGUAUUCGUGAAAUCUCUUUCGGCCAUGUUUGCGCGGGCGCGUAGUCUCG